AUGGAGUGCAGUGCUUCCCACACUAACACAGUUUCACGAGGAACUUACGGGAAUAUUUCCAGAGAGAUCCAGGAUGAACAAAAGCCAGCUACUAUACAGGGACGAGUGACAGCCAAGAUCAGUAGCACGGAGGGAGUCACCCGUGGACGUCUGUCUAACUGUUCCCUCGCUGAUAUCAGGAAGAGGUCAGGGAUUAUGCUAUUAACAACAACGAACUUUGCCUUUUUGGACAUGACUUUGAACAUGAUUGAGAGUAUCAAGAGAGCAGGCCUAUGCGUGAAUACCACAGUCAUUGCAGAGGACCAAAAAUGUCAUCAAUAUCUGAAAGAUAGAUUCAAGGAAGAGCCAGGUGUGCACGUCAUAAUGACUAACUCGGGAGAAACAAGAAGUCAACUUAUACCAAGAUAUACUCGCGAGUACUUCCGGUUUUUCAAUAAGCGUCAGUCGUACAUUCUUGCGUUAUUGGAGAAAGGGCUUGAGGUUCUUUUCACUGAUUCUGAUACAUUUUGGUUCCGAGACCCUUUCCCAUACUUCCAAGGAGACUUCGAUGUGUCUAUGAUGGACUCGAAAUCACCCUACCCUACUCGGACAGAAAAGGCAAAUUUUUGUGCAGGUUUCGCGUACUACAAGCCGACUCCAGUGACAAUUCGAUUCGUUAAGGCGUGGAUACGAACCAUUGAGAAUAACGAAAAAACCGGGAAGAUACGACAAGAUCAAGGGGUGAUGAAUACCCUUUUACGAACCGACGAUCCGGUGCAUGUGCGUGUCCAACCGUUGGACAUUAAAGUUUUCCCUGAUGGUCCCAAGUUUUAUUCUCUGUUAGCUAAAAUGGCCAACUACUCUCCGGUAGUGAUGCACGCCGCCACAAUCCGUGGACAUGAGGCCAAGAUUGAAAAACUCAAAAGUUCAAACAUGUGGCUUGUGAAUAUCACGACUGGUUAGGAGGUCAAAUGAUCACUCAUACCU
Molecule: messenger RNA, 966 nt
Organism: Patiria miniata (bat star)
Lineage: Eukaryota; Metazoa; Echinodermata; Asteroidea; Valvatida; Asterinidae
Product: UDP-D-xylose:L-fucose alpha-1,3-D-xylosyltransferase MGP4-like
Exons: 1
Coding region: 1-942 (313 amino acids)
Cellular component (GO): Golgi apparatus
Molecular function (GO): glycosyltransferase activity
Source: RefSeq, a predicted model, not a curated record